This is a messenger RNA of Cyclopterus lumpus (lumpfish), 1034 nucleotides long. RefSeq names its product MAD2 mitotic arrest deficient-like 1 (yeast) (gene mad2l1). The transcript is spliced from 5 exons. The coding region runs from base 112 to 720 and encodes 202 amino acids. Gene Ontology annotation, cellular component: cytoplasm; nucleoplasm; kinetochore. Gene Ontology annotation, biological process: mitotic spindle assembly checkpoint signaling. NCBI's taxonomy places the organism in Eukaryota, Metazoa, Chordata, Actinopteri, Perciformes, Cyclopteridae. The record is from RefSeq and is a predicted model, not a curated record.
CAUGCGCAAGAGUGUGGAGCACACAUUUCAAACUGGACGGCGGGUAGUUGAACCCGGGACAGAAAACAAACAGAGGUUCAUUCUCAAGAAUUUCCCCCAACGUUGAAGAAGAUGACCAGCACACUGAAAGGGAUUACUCUCAAGGGGAGCGCCGAGCUGGUGGCCGACUUCUUCUCUUUUGGCAUCAACAGCAUCCUGUACCAGCGGGGCAUCUAUCCUCCAGAGACUUUCACCAGAGUCACCCACUACGACAUGAGCCUUCAACUCACCACUGAUCCCAAACUGAAGACCUACCUGACCAAUGUGGUGUCUCAACUCAAAGAGUGGCUGUUUGAGUGCUCCGUGCAGAAGUUUGUGUUGGUGAUCACGUGUCUGGAAACCAACGAGGUGCUGGAGAGAUGGCAGUUUGACAUCGAGUGUGACAAAUCAGCCAAGGAGAUCAGUGCUCCCAGAGAGAAGUCCAUUAAGACCAUCCAGGAUGAGAUCCGCUCGGUGAUCAGGCAGGUUACAGCCACAGUAACUUUCCUGCCGCUGCUGGAGACGCCGUGUGCAUUUGACCUCCUUGUCUACACAGACAAAGACCUGAUGGUUCCUGAGAAGUGGGAAGAGUCUGGUCCGCAGAUCAUCGACCAAUCGGAGGAGGUGCGUUUACGUUCGUUCACCACCUCUAUCCACAAGGUGAACAGCAUGGUGGCGUACAAGAGGACCGACUCCGCUUAGACCUCUAAACCACAGUGCCCCCUCCUCCUUAUGAGCUGUAUAUACCAUAGAGAAUAGUAGUCUACAGUGCCCUGUCCUACCGUGCUGUCUAGGUAUUCCAGUGUUCUGAUCUUCACUUAGUUUCACUUGACAGCACCCAGCUCUGUCUACACUGAUGUAAAUAGUUCUUUCAUUAGCUGUCUGUAAGAAACCACUGUGUCUUGUCCUUGGUAGUGCCUUCCCUUUCUCCCAGAUGGUCAACGUCGGUUUUAGAAGCUAGUGCUUUAUAUGUUAAUCUUUUUUAACAUGUCAUGAAUAAACGUCUUUCACAAAGG